Messenger RNA from Penicillium chermesinum, 1794 nucleotides. Its product is annotated as putative YT521-B-like splicing factor. Gene Ontology annotation, molecular function: N6-methyladenosine-containing RNA reader activity; mRNA binding. The coding region runs from base 1 to 1794 and encodes 597 amino acids. The transcript is spliced from 4 exons. The record is from RefSeq and is a predicted model, not a curated record. Gene Ontology annotation, biological process: regulation of alternative mRNA splicing, via spliceosome; mRNA splicing, via spliceosome. NCBI's taxonomy places the organism in Eukaryota, Fungi, Ascomycota, Eurotiomycetes, Eurotiales, Aspergillaceae. Gene Ontology annotation, cellular component: nucleoplasm.
AUGGGCGAUGUUCCUCCAGACAAGGUCAAAUCACCCCCCGCGGCUGAACAAACAACCUCGAAACCGAAUCCUCCUGCCUCUGGAUCACAAGGAAAUGGGAACGGCGGCACUAUCAGUGGCCAUUCGCGAUCAACUCUGGUCAAUCAGCCCCCGGCAUCAGGACCAGGAUACACCGCGCAUGGAAGAUACGGGCCCCCCUCGUCCUUAAAUAUGGGAAACAUGGCCUACUCCCUACCCGGUCACCAUUCUCAAUCGUCGCCGUUUGAGCCGCAUCUUGUACACCAAUACAAUUCAUCCCCGCACGCGCAAGCAAUGAUGUACUCUAUUCAGUCCAUGGGUCAUUAUCCUGGGGCACCUGGCGGUGGCGUUCCUUACGGUAUUCCCUAUGCCCCAGCAUAUGCACAUUACCCAGCACAUCAACUUGGACCAGCGCAGUAUAGUUCUGGCCCUUACUAUGGUGGACAUUCGCCAAUGCAUAACGUGGGGACUAACCAGGGGCAUGUAUAUGCAGGCAGUUAUUACGCACAUACAUAUCCUGGGACUUAUGGACCACCGCAAACGGGCCCCAUGCCACAGAAUCGAACACAAUCGCGCCCGGCAUCGAAAGAAUACCCCAAGGCAAACUUUAAUAUACCAAAAAAGGAAACUGAGCGGCGAGGAGAUGCGGAGUAUGAUGUUACGAAGACGAUAGUGGACGGCUCCAAUCCGUCUAGAUUGACAUCGGAGCCGUCUUCUGCGAUUGAGGUUGGAUCUCUGCCACCGACUUCGGUCCCUAGCACACCGCGAGGACCUCCAAGGAAGCCGAAACAGUCCGGACACGCACUUUGGGUUGGGAACCUUCCACCGGGGGCGAAUGUGCUCGACCUCAAGGAUCACUUCUCCCGGGAGGCGACGGACGAUAUCGAAAGCGUGUUUCUGAUAUCUAAAAGCAAUUGUGCAUUUGUGAAUUAUAAGACUGCCGCUGCUUGUGCUGCGGCGCUGACGAGAUUCCACGACUCUCGCUUCCACGGCGUUCGGCUUGUAUGUCGAUUACGCAAAGGGUUUACUGUCCCUGGAUCUGGAUCCACGAUGGCUGCUACUACUGCUCGCCACCGCAUGGAAGAAGCAGAACCUUCUGGAGAGGAGUCUAGGGGGGUGGAUUCAUCAACCACUCGACCGGAGGAAGCCAGUGGACAUUCUGCGGAUCGGUACUUUAUUGUGAAAAGUUUAACGGUCGAGGAUUUGGAACUCAGCAAACAGAGUGGCAUUUGGGCCACCCAAAGUCACAACGAAGUGAAUCUGAACCGUGCUUUUGAGACAACUGACAAUGUAUAUUUGAUCUUCUCUGCAAACAAGUCUGGAGAAUACUUUGGAUACGCUCGUAUGCUGUCCCCGAUUACUGACGAUGAGGAUCUUACGCUUCAAGUCCCUCCACGCCCAGAACCUACCCUCGCAGGUAACGACGAUCUCGAAAUGACGCCGACCGCCGCAACCGCCACCGCUCCUCGAGGCCGAAUCAUCGACGAUUCUGCGCGCGGUACCAUCUUCUGGGAGGUGGAAUCUUCGGAGGGAGAGAACGACGAGGUCCGCAGCGAGAAAAGUGUGGAGGCACCCGACGAUUCCGAAAUCGAGCCUCAGUCAUUUGGCAAACCGUUCAGAAUCGAAUGGCAAUCGACCGAGAGAGUACCUUUCCACCGCACACGGGGUCUCCGGAACCCGUGGAAUGCCAAUCGCGAGGUGAAGAUCGCUCGCGAUGGCACCGAGAUCGAACCGACCGUUGGCCGAAAAUUAGUACAGCUGUUCCACCAGAGUUGA